Daucus carota subsp. sativus is the source of this 2234-nucleotide messenger RNA. RefSeq names its product probable methyltransferase At1g29790. Lineage: Eukaryota; Viridiplantae; Streptophyta; Magnoliopsida; Apiales; Apiaceae. The coding region runs from base 687 to 2096 and encodes 469 amino acids. The record is from RefSeq and is a predicted model, not a curated record. Gene Ontology annotation, molecular function: methyltransferase activity. The transcript has a single exon.
AAAAAAAAAAAAAAAAACCAGCAGAAGAAAGAUUUUGCAUCCAAACAGAAACUUACAUUGACGUUAUUGCAAUUUACUGCUAAUCUAUCAUCGAAAAUCUAAACCGCCUUAUAGUCAACUCUUUAAACACAUGCACUAAAGAGUAGCUCACAUGUAAACACACCUAUUGCUCCGUAUAUAACGGGCCGCCACAUUUUCGAGUCCUGUCCUGACCAAAUUUUUCACGAGAUACCCUUCUUGGUGCACCUUCUCGAGCACAUUUUGUACUUGAAAAGCAUGAAACUUUACAUAGGUUCAGCUUAAAGUUUACGAUUUUCCAGCAUGAAAGCUUGACCAGAAAGCAAGAUACUGAUGGCCCAUUUGACCAUUAAAUUUGAGAUCAAUCUGAGUAUGAUUUUUAGUUCUCAGAGUUUCUUCAAGUAAAAAUAUUGUGAGUGUUGUUUAUACCUCAGUUCUUGAUUGUAUCACAAUAAUCUUUCUUCAAAUAUACUGAAUUUUGGGUCUUUUUGUAUUUUCUUGGAUCAUCUACAUAUAUGUAAAAUUUUCGAGAUUGUGUAUCAAGAAAAAUUUAUCAAUGUUCAUAAUAUGGUGAUGAUUUCUUGAUAGUUUCAUAUCAGAUUUUAUGUGUUUUCUUAUUUAUUGUGUGUGCUAGAUUUUGUAGAUAGUGGUUAAAUUUAUUUAUAAGGAUGAGAAGGUUCUGUUUUCCUAAGUUGAGAUUAAGUAGAAUUAUGGGUCUAAUUCAGUUUAUACUGGGAGGGUUAGUUAUAAUUGUUAGCUUGUCUAGUCUAUUUAGGUUUUACUCUGCUGGAUUUUUCUUGGAAAAUGAGGAUAUCUGUAGGCAGUUUUAUGGUCCUAGUGAUGGUGUGAUGGGUUUUGAUGUUCAAGCUCUAUCGGCUCGUGUUGGGGAAGUGCUGGAAAAGAUGGAAGCUUUGCAGGACAAGCUUGAGGCAACUGUGAAUCUGAUUGAUAAAAAUAAAGAAGCUUCGAAUGGAGGGUCGAUUUCUAAAUUGGAGUACAAAAAGUUUUUGGAAGAGGAGGUGAUUCAACCUCUGUAUAGUGCUCAUAUUGCUCUUAGGCAAAUUCGACUGCCUAAAGUUGAAGGGUUAGGGAAUAAUACUACAGUAAGGGAAGAGCCUUUGAUCAAUACUUUUAUUAUUGAGGAAAUUAGGAAGUAUUUGUCCCCGAAAGAGAAUAGGAUUGGGAAGAUUAAUAUCUAUGGAACAGAGAAGAUAUACAAUACGAUAGGACACGCUUGUGUUUUAAUGAAGAAGGAGUUGGAAGAGUACAUGGAUUAUGACAUUGCAUCUUACUGUAAGGAUGAUUGGAAUCUUGCGCAAAAGCUUAUGAUCAAUGGAUGUGAUCCUCUUCCACGAAGACGGUGCUUGACUAGAGCGUCUAAGCUCUAUAAGAAGCCUUAUCCUAUUAAUGAGUCUUUAUGGAAAUUGCCAGAUGGUGGAAACGUGAGGUGGAGCAAUUAUCAGUGUCGAAACUUUGAAUGCUUAUCUAGCAAGAAUCCUAAACGCGGUUACUCAAAAUGCACAGGAUGCUUUGAAAUGGAGAAGGAAAAGCUUAAAUGGAUCACUAACACUUCACUUGUGGUAGAUUUCCUUAUUAAAGAUGUGUUGGCUAUUAAGCCUGCAGAGAUACGGAUAGGACUCGAUUUUGGUGUUGGCACAGGAACGUUUGCUGCUCGGAUGAGGGAACAGAAUGUUACAAUCAUCUCCACUGCUCUAAACCUUGGGGCGCCUUUUAAUGAAAUGAUUGCACUGAGAGGCUUGAUUCCUCUCUAUGUGACACUGAAUCAACGGCUUCCAUUCUUUGAUAAUACUAUGGACUUGAUUCAUACUACAGGUUUUAUGGAUGGAUGGAUCGACUUGCAACUGAUGGACUUCAUUCUAUUCGACUGGGACAGGAUUCUAAGGCCAGGGGGAUUGUUGUGGAUUGAUCGCUUCUUUUGUAAAAAGAAGGAUUUAGAUGAUUAUAUGUACAUGUUUCUGCAGUUCAGAUAUAAGAAACAUAAAUGGGUUACAUUUACGAAAUCAAAGGAUGAAGUUUUUCUCUCUGCAGUACUGGAGAAACCUCCAAGAUCUUUAUGAGUUGUAUGUUCCAUGUCACAGGAUCUCUCGGUAUUAUGUCUUCUUCCAAGUUAACAAAACUAGUAGCGCAAAUUUAGCUUGGUUUCAAAAGUUUUGUUAAUGAAAGUUGUGCUAAUAAUACAUGUUCUUGUAGAAUUU